GUGGCCGGGCCGGAGUUUGUGGGCGAGGGAGGGGAAAGGCGGCCGGCGGUGUCGGGGCGCGAACGCGACAUCACAGGGAGAGCGGCGGCGAGCGCCCCAACUCGCUCGGGCGGCAGUCGGUGCAGCUCCGCGGUUUGGCUCUUGCCUGCUCCGCUGCCUGGCGAGCGGGACAGAGCGGGGCUGCGGCGUUUCUGUGUAACGGGCCGCUCUCCCCGGGGAGGCUGCCUGCUGUUUCCCGGGGAGAUCAUGAAACGACAUCGGCUUCCUAGCAGCAGCGAGGACUCUGACGACAAUGGCAGUCUGUCUACCUGGUCCCAGCAUUCCAGAUCUCAGCGUCGUAGGACUUCGUGUUCCAGAGAUGAAGAUCGGAAACCUUCUGAGGUGUUCAGAACGGACCUGAUCACUGCCAUGAAGUUACAUGACUCCUUCCAGCUGAACCCUGAUGAAUACUAUGUGCUGGCAGAUCCCUGGAGGCAGGAGUGGGAAAAGGGAGUUCAGGUGCCAGUUAGCCCAGGGACCAUCCCAGAGCCAGUAGCCAGAGUGGUGUCAGAGACAAAAGCUGUCACCUUCACACGGCCCAGGAAAUACAUCGUGUCCUCGGGCGCGGAGCCCCCGGAGCUGGGCUACGUGGACAUCCGGACCCUGGCAGACAGCAUGUGCCGCUAUGACCUCAAUGAUGUGGACGUAGCCUGGCUGCAGCUGGCCAAUGAAGAGUUCAAAGAAAUGGGGAUGCUGGAGCUGGACGAGUACACCAUGGAAAGGGUGAUGGAGGAGUUUGAGCAGCGCUGCUACGAUAACAUGAACCACGCCAUCGAGACGGAGGAAGGGCUGGGGAUUGAGUACGAUGAGGAUGUUGUCUGUGACGUCUGCCAGUCUCCAGAUGGAGAGGACGGCAAUGAAAUGGUGUUCUGUGACAAAUGCAAUAUUUGUGUGCACCAGGCGUGCUACGGGAUCCUGAAGGUGCCCGAGGGCAGCUGGCUGUGCCGGACCUGCGCGCUGGGCGUCCAGCCCAAGUGCCUCCUGUGCCCCAAGAAGGGCGGCGCCAUGAAACCCACCCGCAGCGGCACCAAGUGGGUGCACGUCAGCUGUGCCCUCUGGAUUCCAGAGGUGAGCAUCGGAAGUCCCGAAAAAAUGGAGCCCAUCACAAAAGUUUCCCACAUUCCCAGCAGUAGGUGGGCACUGGUGUGCAGUCUUUGUAAUGAAAAAGUUGGAGCUUCUAUACAGUGUUCAGUGAAAAACUGCAGAACAGCCUUUCAUGUCACGUGUGCGUUUGACCGCGGCUUGGAGAUGAAGACCAUCUUGGCAGAGAACGACGAGGUGAAGUUCAAGUCGUACUGUCCCAAGCACAGCUCCACCAAGAAAGCAGAUGCUGAGACACUGAGUGAAAGCCCAGGUCAGGAGAACAGCAAUGGGAUUCAGGACACAUCUCUUGCUGCCCACAUGGACCCUUUCCACAGCAUGGAUCAAAACCAGGAGGAGGCCCACAGGGUCAGCCUCCGCAAGCAAAAGCUGCAGCAGCUGGAGGAUGAGUUUUACACGUUUGUUGAGUCUUUGGAAGUGGCCAAAGUGCUGCGGCUGCCUGAGGAGCCGGUGGAAUUCCUUUACCAGUACUGGAAACUGAAGAGGAAAUCCAAUUUCAAUAAGCCUUUGAUUACCCCAAAGAAGGAUGAGGAGGACAAUCUGGCUAAACGGGAGCAGGAUGUUCUGUUCAGGAGGCUGCAGCUCUUCACACACCUCCGGCAGGACCUGGAGCGGGUGCGUAACCUCACUUACAUGGUGACGCGGAGAGAAAAAAUCAAGAGAUCUGUUUGCAAAGUUCAGGAACAGAUAUUUAACAGCUACACAAAGCAGCUGGAACAAGAAAGAGUUUCAGGUGUGCCUUCCUCAUUCUCCUCCAUGGAAAACACAGUGUUGUUCAACAGCCCGUCGCUGGGCCCCAACGCCCCCAAGAUCGAGGACCUGAAGUGGCAUUCUGCGUUCUUCAGGAAGCAGAUGGGCACAUCUCUGGCCCACUCCUUGAAAAAACCACACAAGAGAGACAGGGUAAGGGACAGGUCUGGCAACGACAGCAAAUCCCUGCUGGGGCAGCCCAGCCCCAGGGAAGGAGGCGCAGCUCCAGGCAGCUUCCUAAAUUUUGACAAGACCUUUGCUGAGACGCGGAUUGUAUCGGCACAGCAGAAAAACGGCGUGGUUAUACCAGAGCACAGGAAAAGAAGAGACAAUCGCCCGCAGUGCGAGGUGGCGAAGGCAGAGCUGAAGGAAAAGACUUCUAAACACACCCACAAACCGCUGAGACCCACGGAACUCUCUCAGAGGCAACUGGAAAACAAAAGGGCUGUGAACCACUCCGGUGGUAGGUCAGCGCCUGGCACUCGGAGGGAUAUAGUGCCUAAAUGUAACGGGGGUCUGGUCAAAGUGAACUCUAAUCAGACAGUCGUUAAAGUGCCUACCGCACCCACGAGCCCAGGGAAAAACUGGGGCGGAUUCCGAAUUCCAAAGAAGGGGGAGAGGCAGCAGCAGGGGGAGAGCCUGGAGGAGGCCUGCCGCCAGAACUCCGGCUACCCCUACCUGGGCAUGGGCAGAGUUGCAGCGAAGGAGAGGACAAAAAGCAAGUUAAAGCCUGACAGUGAGAACGAUGGGUACGUCCCCGACGCCGAAAUGAGCGACUCGGAGACGGAAGUGGCCGAAAAGAAGUGCAGGCAGCAGAGGCUCAGUCCAAACAGCAGCAUCGGCAGGAGGACGGACAUUAUUCGGAGGAGCAUCCUGGCCACCUGACCAGACACAGGCACGGGGGUAGUAGAGUCACUGCCUACAAGCCAACUCCACCUUACUCAUCUGUGUGAGAGAGGAGCAUUCUUAGAGCUACAGACUGACAAACCGAAAGCCCAUUUUUUUCUGGGUUGUAUAAAUAUGUUUACAUGCACUUAAAGCUGUUUUAAACUCUUUGGGUU
Messenger RNA from Ficedula albicollis (Collared flycatcher), 2951 nucleotides. RefSeq names its product jade family PHD finger 1 (gene JADE1). The record is from RefSeq and is a predicted model, not a curated record. Gene Ontology annotation, biological process: regulation of transcription by RNA polymerase II. Gene Ontology annotation, cellular component: histone acetyltransferase complex. The coding region runs from base 247 to 2775 and encodes 842 amino acids. The transcript has 11 exons. Lineage: Eukaryota; Metazoa; Chordata; Aves; Passeriformes; Muscicapidae.